Harpegnathos saltator (Jerdon's jumping ant) is the source of this 3613-nucleotide messenger RNA. RefSeq names its product adaptor related protein complex 3 subunit ruby (gene rb). Bases 174 to 3317 code for a protein of 1047 amino acids. The record is from RefSeq and is a predicted model, not a curated record. The transcript is spliced from 10 exons. Gene Ontology annotation, biological process: intracellular protein transport; vesicle-mediated transport. Gene Ontology annotation, cellular component: AP-3 adaptor complex; membrane coat. Lineage: Eukaryota; Metazoa; Arthropoda; Insecta; Hymenoptera; Formicidae.
CUAAGCUUUAAAAUUCCGUCACAAUGGAAGUAUCCAAAACGGCAUGGCUGCUCGCUGAAGACAGCUGUCAAAAGUUCGGAUAUCGAGUAUCGUGGCGUGCGGAUAACGAUAGGAUAUUCAAGUAUCCUCGUAAAAAAGCUAACUGACUGUUCCGUAGAAGAUCGAGGAGAAAGAUGCUGACGGCGGCUGCGAAUACUUUAUCGAAUAAUGGCUCCUACAGUAAUGAGAGACCGUCGAGUGCGGGUGACGCAGAUCUCGCAACGGAUCCCGCCUCCGGUGGAUUUUUCCAUUCUGAUUAUAAGAAACACGAAGACCUAAAAGAGAUGUUAGACAGUAACAAAGAUGGGCUCAAAUUGGAAGCUAUGAAACGUAUAAUUGGGAUGGUGGCUAAAGGAAGAGAUGCAUCAGAACUGUUUCCAGCUGUUGUAAAAAAUGUAGUAUCCAAGAACAUUGAAGUAAAGAAGCUAGUAUAUGUUUAUCUAGUUCGUUAUGCAGAAGGUCAGCAAGAUCUAGCUCUUCUUUCCAUAUCGACGUUUCAAAGAGCUUUGAAGGAUCCUAAUCAACUGAUAAGAGCAAGUGCUUUAAGAGUAUUAUCUAGUAUACGAGUCCCUAUGAUAGUACCCAUUGUGAUGCUUGCCAUUAAAGACUCAGCUAGCGACAUGUCUCCAUAUGUCCGCAAGACUGCUGCUCAUGCGAUUCCUAAGUUGUACUCGUUAGAACCUGAGCAGAAGGAAGAAUUAAUAAGUGUGUUGGAGAAACUGCUAUCUGAUAAAACUACUCUCGUUGUUGGUUCGGCGGUGAUGGCCUUUGAAGAAGUAUGCCCAGAAAGGAUAGACCUCAUACACAAAAAUUACAGGAAAUUGUGUAAUUUAUUGGUGGACGUUGACGAAUGGGGUCAAGUAGUUAUCGUCAACAUGCUCACCCGAUAUGCCAGAACGCAAUUCAUCAAUCCAAAUACAGAUAAUUUAGAUGAUGACGAGAACCGGCCGUUUUACGACUCCGAUUCCGAUUCUUCUAACACCAAGAAACCAAAGUUCACAUUAGAUCCCGAUCAUCGUUUGCUAUUGAGAAACACCAAACCCUUGUUGCAAAGCCGUAAUGCGUCUGUCGUAAUGGCGGUUUCUCAAUUGUAUCACCACGCAGCGCCUAGAAGCGAAGUUAUGACUGCUGCAAAGGCACUCAUCAGGUUGCUGAGAGGACACAGAGAAGUGCAAAGCGUUGUACUGCACUGUAUCGCUAGCAUUUCAAUUACGAGAAAGGGUAUGUUCGAGCCCUUCCUGAAAUCGUUCUUCGUGCGUACCUCCGACCCAACGCACAUCAAACUCCUGAAACUCGACAUACUGACGAAUCUGGCGACCGAGACCAGCAUCAGCGUGAUACUCCGAGAAUUUCAGACGUACAUCUCGAGCAGCGACAAGGAAUUCGUGGGCGCCAGUAUACAGGCCAUUGGCAGAUGCGCGAGUAACAUCAAGGAAGUAACUGACACGUGUCUCAAUGGAUUGGUUUCAUUAUUGAGCAAUAGAGACGAGGCCAUUGUAGCGGAGAGUGUAGUGGUGAUAAAGAAGCUUCUGCAAACACAGCCGAACGAGCACAAGGACAUAAUUGCUCACAUGGCCAAGUUGAUGGAUUUCAUCACGGUGCCGCAGGCCAGAGCCUCCAUCCUGUGGCUCUUGGGCGAAUACUCCGACAGGGUUCCCAAAAUAGCGCCUGAUGUGCUGCGGAAGAUGGCCAAGAGCUUCGUGAACGAGCAGGACAUAGUGAAACUGCAGACUCUGAAUCUGGCGGUGAAACUGUGCCUGAAUAACCCCGCGCAGACGAAACCGUUCUGCCAAUACGUCUUCCAGCUCGCCAAGUAUGAUCAGAACUACGACAUCAGAGACCGCGCGCGUUUUCUACGGCACUUUAUCUUCGACGACGAGACCGGCACGAAGAAACUACCGCAGUUUGCCAAGAGGAUCUUCCUCGCUCCGAAACCAGCGCCGACUUUGACGUCCCGGUUCAAGGACUCGGAGUAUCAACUAGGCACUCUAUCCCAUUACCUGGACAUGCCGUGCGCUGGCUACCGUCCGCUGCCGCCUUUCCCAGAGGUCACGCAAGACCCGUCCGUGCGAGACGUCGCGCCAGCGAUCGUGCAAGAGCACAAUAGAGAAGAAAGAUACGGUAGGAAGGAGAAGAAGGAGAAGAAGAGUAAAGAGAAGGAGAAACCAUUCUACAGCGACGAGGAGAGCACUCCUGCUGAAGAAUCAGAAAAUCAAUCGUCAGACUCGUCGUCCAGUGAGUCGUCGGACGAAGACAGUGAUUCCUCGGAAUAUUCGAGCGAAUCGGACAAGUCUGAGACGGGCAGCGCGAAGAAGAACGAAACCAAGUCCGACGAAUCCGAGAGCGAGUCGUCGAGCAGCGAGGAGUCGGACUCGGAAGAGGAGAGCGAUACUCAGGAGAGCGAAGAGGAAAAGCCGAAGGUCGAGAAAAAUGAGGAAGUGAGGGAGAAGCCGAAAAGCAACUUUGACUUGCUGUUGGAUUUGGAUGACGUCGUUCCAAUGACUCCAGUGAUGACGCCUAGCUUGGGUGGUUUCCUCACUCCGAUCAAUCCAACAAUCACGGACAAUGCGCGUGAGGUGUCAACAUCCUACGUUCCGUUGAAGAAUACCACUCUGUUGAACAGUAUCACCGGGCACGGCUUAAAAGUUGAAUAUAGAUUCACGAGAUCGCAGCAUUUAGUUAGCUCGAAUCUGGUCAGUAUCGAAUUGACAUUCCUGAACGAGAGUAACAACGUCAUCAAAGAGAUUCAGGCGGGGAGCAAGAACCUGCAGAAGGGAAUGUUCAUUCAAGAUUUUACGCAGAUACCGUCGCUAGACGCGAACGCCACGCUGUCUUCUACGUUAGGUGUCAAUUUCAACGAUUCUACGCAACCGGCGAACUUCAACAUCGACUUCGCGAUCAACGACGAGAGGUACUCGUGUCCGGUCAGCAUCAAGGCGCCGAUCGGGGAGAUAAUAAGAUCCGUAGUCUUGCCUGAGGGCAUGUUCAACGCGGAGAAAGGCAAAUUGAAGGGCAUGAACGAGCACAUGGCGAAAGUACCGUAUUCCGGGGACAAAAGCGCUCUCCCCCAAAAAGUCUUCGAGGCUGCGAACGUCGCGAGGAUAGCCAACGAGAACGAGGUCAUACGGUUCGCCGCUCACACCUUGGCGUCGAAGUCGUUGGUGCUGGUGACGAUAAGAUUCAUCGAAGCCGAACAGCAGCUGGAAAUCUGCGUGAACUGUGAAAAAAUGGUGAUAGGAUCGAUCUUAUUGAAUGAACUGAAAAGUCACUUGAAGUGAAGCGGAUAACGUGUACCACUUGUGGAAUUAGUGUGAUACAGAAAGCGCGCGUGCGUCGUGGCGCUUACAACACGCGAAAAAGUUCGAAUACUCUCUCUUUCUUCGUCGCGCGAAAGGUAAACUCGCAGACAUACACCGCAUUUAACAUUUCUACGCACUCGUGCAUAAUACAAUCGGAAGAAAUAUAUAUAUAUAUAUAUAUAUCAUUCCGAGUAAGAGUGUGCGCGCGUACAUACACAUGUGCGUACACAUGUAAGCGAAUUAUGUAAAAUUGAUAAUAUAUAAAUAUCCUGUUA